UAUUAUAACAAGAGCCAACAAAAACGUGCGGCGCAAUUGCAUAUUUUGGGAUUGGCUGAAAAUUAGUAUUUUGUAUAAUUCUAAUUCUGUGUACAUGUUUUUAAAAUAAAGGAUAACAAAUAUUUGUACUUAUUAGUAAAUGCUAGACAAUGAUGGAAACUAAGCAAAAUUCGUCUUCUUUGGCGCAUCGUCUGAAUAUUGGUGAUGAAGUACGCGAACUUAGGCUUGGAGAAACAUUUAAUUCUAGAAAUAAGUCGACGGCAUUUCACACAAUAAAAUAUGACUUUAAGCCAGCUAGUGUGAACACGAGUCGUAUGGCUACUGUGGAUGUUGGUUCAAAUAAUGAAGUUACAGUUACUGUACCAAAUUUAGAAAGUUCGGGUGUUCCACACACAGUUUAUAAAGGAAACCAAAAGGAAUAUUCUAAAGAGUGCUUAAUUAUUUUCGAUAAGGAAAGUGGCGCUAUUACUUUAGAGAAGCUUAAUCAUAACAUACAAGUCAAGAAGACAAGAAGAGAAACGACAACAAAGCCAACUUUACUACCAACAGCAACGUUAGUCAGCAGUGGUUUCGGCGUCGGUGGUGUAACUGCAUCCACAGCUGCGCCCAAACUGGAAAACAGCACUAUGCGUAUAACAACCAAAACAAAAGUAUCCACAGGUAGUCGAAGAAACAAUAUAAUUGACUUCAAGCCACGCAGCUCUCCGUUGCCAAUGAGUUCGCCUUCGCGCCCAGUCAAUGCACAUCGUAGCCCACAAUCAGCUCCAGUUUGGAACGCAAACAACGGACAACAAACACUGCCAAGUAUACCUAUGAUUGUUGACGAUGAUGAUUUUGAAUUAGGCCCAGGCGUGCAAUAUACUCAAGCGACAGGUCUAACGGCAUCAUCGACAGUCAAACAGGAUUCUUGGGCCACACAAAUUUGCAAGGAGCGCCAAACACAACCGGGAUAUGCUAAGCAAAAAAAGCAGCAAAUUAAACAACUUCCCAUUUGUCAGCAAAAUUAUGGACGUGAUUACAAUUGUGGUAGCAUUUUAACACAACAGCAAGACACCCAACAAGGAAUGGCACCGCAAUCUGUAGCACAAGCUGCAGCUAUUUUGGAGCAACAAAUUGCUGGUGUACUGAGUGGUUCUAGUUCUAGUUCGAACUCUGAUUCGAGCAACAGCGACAGUGGAUCUGGUUCUGAUGACAGCACUGAAGGCGAUCAACAAAUGCAGCAGUAUGUCCAAAGUGAGGCAUAUCAGCUGCCAAACCUAAGCUUAGGUUCAAUAUCGCCGUUCUAUAACAAUCAACCUCAAAAACAACACCAGUCUAAACACUCCGGCAUAUCCGAAUCUAAUGAUUUAUUACACACUGAUUUGCAAUUGUCUUCAAACUCGUCCGAUGAAGGAGAUGAGGAAUAGAUAAAUAUAUGGUUUUCCAGCAAUUAAAUAAAUGAAAUUGAUACCGAAA
Messenger RNA from Scaptodrosophila lebanonensis, 1455 nucleotides. It is a transcript of the gene Eaf, whose product is annotated as ell-associated factor Eaf. The record is from RefSeq and is a predicted model, not a curated record. Gene Ontology annotation, biological process: regulation of transcription elongation by RNA polymerase II; positive regulation of DNA-templated transcription. Lineage: Eukaryota; Metazoa; Arthropoda; Insecta; Diptera; Drosophilidae. Gene Ontology annotation, molecular function: transcription elongation factor activity. The transcript is spliced from 8 exons. The coding region runs from base 150 to 1406 and encodes 418 amino acids. Gene Ontology annotation, cellular component: super elongation complex.